Harpegnathos saltator (Jerdon's jumping ant) is the source of this 982-nucleotide messenger RNA. RefSeq names its product E3 ubiquitin-protein ligase RNF181. Bases 242 to 682 code for a protein of 146 amino acids. Gene Ontology annotation, molecular function: ubiquitin protein ligase activity. Gene Ontology annotation, cellular component: cytoplasm. The record is from RefSeq and is a predicted model, not a curated record. Gene Ontology annotation, biological process: protein ubiquitination. NCBI's taxonomy places the organism in Eukaryota, Metazoa, Arthropoda, Insecta, Hymenoptera, Formicidae. The transcript has 2 exons.
CGAAAACACCGUGUUGGCCGCUCUCACGUUCUUCUCUGGUAUGACUCGAAGUUUUUGAAGAAGUGUUGACUGUUGCGGAGCGUGACAGGCUGUAGCAACUCACGGAAAAGAAGUAUAUUUUAAACAAAAAUUAUGAUUCCAAAUAUCAAAGAAAAGAGUGAAUUUGCGUUACAAUAAACGCUAUACACGCAUUGAGCCUGCUGUUCUGCUCGCGAAGCAGGUCCGUCAUAACCUCGACGAGAUGUCCGACUAUUUUGAGGAAAUGGGCUGGACGCCGUUGGCUCACGGAGAAGCGCCAAAUCACUUGAUUCAAAUGGCACGAUUCCUGCGGGAUCUCGGUAUGUGGGACUUGCUCGGGGAAAAUGAGAAACUUCCGCCACCCGCGUCGAAAAGUGCGGUAAACAAUUUGGAGGAAAUCCAGAUCGGGUCCGGUGAGACUAAACAAUGUCCAGUUUGUUUGAAGGAUUUUGAGGCUGGCAAUAAAGCGAUAUCGAUGCCCUGUCGUCACGCAUUUCAUUCGGAGUGUAUUCUACCGUGGUUAGAAAAGACCAAUUCGUGUCCGUUGUGCCGGUACGAACUGCCAACGGACGAUGAAGACUACGAAAUAUACAGAAAAGAGAAACGGCGAGCGGUAGAAAGGGAAAAAGAUCUGGAAACUCUACACAGCUCUAUGUUUAGCUAGGAUAUCUAGUAGAAAGCUCGCUGUUAUUUCAUACUGCCUAAUAUUAAGGAUUAUCUUCGGAAACGCGAUUCUCUGCCAGCGGUUAGAAGCUCCUGGGUUACUGCUGGUCGAUAAGAAAGUGUACGCAGUGAUACAGAUACAUGAUAUGAUUUAUUGUAAUUUAUUGGUAAUAUUUUAUAUAUAAGAAAACAAUGUGUCUCUCUGUCGACUGAGAGACGCGUGAAAUAAGAUAUACAAAGGUGUAAUAAUAUUGCGAUUCUUGGUGGAGAAUUGACUGAAUAAAGAGACAUGAAUUAUUAA